This is a messenger RNA of Apis florea (little honeybee), 1311 nucleotides long. RefSeq names its product KICSTOR complex protein kaptin. The record is from RefSeq and is a predicted model, not a curated record. Gene Ontology annotation, biological process: negative regulation of TORC1 signaling; actin filament organization; cellular response to amino acid starvation. Gene Ontology annotation, molecular function: actin filament binding. NCBI's taxonomy places the organism in Eukaryota, Metazoa, Arthropoda, Insecta, Hymenoptera, Apidae. Gene Ontology annotation, cellular component: KICSTOR complex; actin cytoskeleton; lamellipodium.
AAAAGUUAAUUAAAUAAUUCAUGCAAAAUAAUUAUUGUGCUUAUUAAUACUUUUUAUAUAAAAACAAUAAUAUGAAUAAUUUAACAGACGCACAUUGGUUUCCUCUAACAUCACAAGGAAACAUUUAUUCAAUGACAAAAUUGUGUUCUGCCAAUGGUUCUAAUAAAGUAUUAGUAGCUUCUCUAAAAAGGAAAAUAUAUUCCUGUGAAUAUCAUUUAAUGCCAAAUCUACAUUUAAGGCCAUUGGUUAAAGAAUUACUUUUUACAUACAUUCCUAGUGGUGCAGAAAUUAUAUCUAUUGAUGCUUAUAAUAAAAUCGAUAGUGGCGAUGGAUUUGUAAUAGGAAUAACUAUUUUAAAAGCAAGUACAGAUACAUCUGUAGAAAGAUAUUUAAAUAUAUAUACAGAAGGUGCUAUAGAUGGAGAAGGAGAUGAAGGAAGUUCAAUUGAAGCUAUAGCACAAAAUUGCCUUAUGGUUGAAUUAUCAUAUACACCAUAUCAUUUAUAUCAUACAAUAUUACCACAACAAAAUGCUUCUAAUGAGGUUGUUUGGCUACUCUCUGGUAGUGAUUAUAAAAUACAUAUGAUCAGAGAAGAUAAAUUAAAUCACAGUUAUAGUGAAUCAUCUAUUGAAAAAUAUUUUCCUGAAUUGUAUGAUAUUCAAGGAAUUGCAAUAUGGAUUAAUAUUUAUUAUUAUGAUAGUUAUAAUUGGAGAUUGACAGUAAUUGGUUGUGAAUGUGGUUUAGUCAAUGUAGCUAUAAUUAAUAUUCCGGAAUUAAAAAUUUGCCAAAGUUGGAAAUUAAGAUAUGACAAACCUAUCUGUAGUGUAUCUAUUUUUCCGCUACAAAAUAAUAUAGGAAAACCUUCUUUUGUUAACUCUAAAAAUUCCAAAAUGUUUUUAAAUGAUCAAGAAAAUAAAUUGAAUGUUCUUAUUGUAAAUACAAAUAAUGCAAUUGUUUUCAUGGAUAUUCUAAGUAAUGGAAUGAAUGAAGAUAUAAUAUUAAAUGGUAGUGAAACAACUGAUUGCAUUUUAUGUUCUUGUGUUGCUGAUAUAAAUAUGGAUGGUCAGAAUGAAAUACUACUGGGAACUUAUGGUCAAGAAGUUCUUAUCUUUUAUUUCAUAAAUAAUACAUGGGAAUUGAUAAUCAGAAAAUUAUUUGAUGCUCCAGUACAUUCUAUAUGUUAUAUGGAUAUUACCAAUGAUGGAAUGAAAGAACUUAUUGUUCUUACACAACGUGGAGUGCAUAUAUUGCAGAUAUCAAAGAUAAAUGGAAAAAACGAUAUAAAAAAUUCUUGAAAAAGAAUAAGGUACA